This is a messenger RNA of Pseudomyrmex gracilis, 2338 nucleotides long. RefSeq names its product ubiquitin carboxyl-terminal hydrolase 1 (gene Usp1). The record is from RefSeq and is a predicted model, not a curated record. The coding region runs from base 327 to 2279 and encodes 650 amino acids. Lineage: Eukaryota; Metazoa; Arthropoda; Insecta; Hymenoptera; Formicidae. Gene Ontology annotation, biological process: protein deubiquitination. The transcript has 7 exons. Gene Ontology annotation, molecular function: cysteine-type deubiquitinase activity; cysteine-type endopeptidase activity. Gene Ontology annotation, cellular component: nucleus; cytosol.
GCGUCGUUUUGCGUUCAUAGAUAUUCACAUAUGUGAAAAUGGAUACGUGAGUUGUUCCGAAAAUCAGUUGGUCCGAUUGAUGGUGUGGUGGUUGAUCGCAGGCCAGCGAGCUGCGCAAUCAGUGCAAUCCAAGGUUUUGGGACUGAUCUGCCAAAUGAAACGUUGAUAAACAUGUAGCUUGCCGCGAGUCGAUCGGGCUCUCUUGUGGCUUCUUAGCGUAGUGAUUUGUUCGGUUUAGUAACGUUGUAAUAAACCAAGCUCGUUCUCGCGUUCCAUGAAUUCUUCACUCGCUCAUACGUGAGUAAAACGUAAUAGGUUAACAGAAAAUGACAGUAUUAGAAACAGAGGAAGACGCAGAUGAACGCUCGCUUCCUCCCAGGAAGAAGUUCUGCUUGUCCCUGUCAGGUCGUGGACGUAAAAUUCCUAUCGCAGUAUCACAGCCCCCUCAUAUGCCUACGAGAGGGGGCCUUCUGGAUAAACCAGAUAUUUCACUCAGUAAUACAAGCAAAAUGUUAAAUGGCUAUCGAAAUCAGCUGAGCAAUAAUCAGAAUGGAAGUUACGAUGUGUCUGGCUCCAGUUCGGAGGGUUUGAAGAUAGCUACUUUAUGUAAUCUAGGGAAUACCUGCUUUCUUAACUGUGUAUUAUAUACUUUGAGAUUUGCACCUUCUUUUCUGCAUAAUUUGCAUCAUCUGGCUACGGAUCUGUCUAACUUAAAUGAGAAACAAAUUCAAACAAAAGCCAAAUCCUCCUCAUUGGGUAGAACUGGUAUAUCCUUAACGUCAAGCAGCAAUCGUAGUUGGAGCAGUAAAGAUUUACUAGCUUUAGCUGGACCAACAGUAGAAGCUAACAAACCUCGUAUUCAAAUAGCUACCGAGAAGUUACAUGAACUCUUCAUGGCAUUGCGUGUGUCGGAGGCAAGAGAAAACAGUGAACCGUAUCAACCGGAUGCCUUUUUACAAGCUCUUAGGGAGGUAAAUCCAAUAUUUGAAGGAAACCAACAGCAAGAUGCUCACGAGCUACUAGUUUGCUUACUCGAUAACAUCAGAGAGACUUUUCAAUUGUUGGUUAGACACAGAGAGAGCCAAUUUGGUCAAAGCAAUAAUAGUUUUUCCAAUUUUACUGCGGAACACUCUGCAAUGAAUGCGCAGUCGGAAAGCAACAAUAGCUCGGGAAAGAAGAGUUCUAUUCGUAAAUCCAGAAAGAAGGAAAAAAUUCCGAACAGAGGAAGCUCGAUAUGUCCCGUGCAGCCGAACGUGAACGGUGUUUCCACGUCUGCGAGACUGUAUGAGAAUGGUCACAUGGAAUUUGCUGAGAGCAACGGCGAAGUGGGGGCACGCAAAUCGGAGAGCAAAAAGUGCUUUAUCUCGGAAGAUUUUGAGGGAGUCAGUCUUCUGCGCACAACGUGUCUCGAGUGCGAGCAUGUCACAGAACGUAAGGAAACAUUCUGUGACAUUUGCGUACCUAUCGACAUCAAUUAUUCUAAUAAGAAAGAUGAUGAUGGUCGAUCGUUGGACAGCAGCGAAGUGUACAAACGUGCCGUAGUGACUAGUGAAUUGUUGAUGGGUAGGGACAAGUACUGGUGCGCACGUUGCCUACAAUAUAACGAAGCUCGCAGAGCCGUGUGCUUUCCUUCCUUACCAAGACUUCUUAUUUUGCAAUUGAAAAGAUUUUCCACCGCAUCCGGAUCAAUGGAAAAGAUUAAUAAUUACAUGCCAACGCCCUUUACUCUACAAUGUUUUUGCGAGGAUUGUAACAACGAUCAAAAUCGCGAGGAUUGUAACAACGAUCAAAAUCGCGGAACAACGACCGGUAGUGAGACGCGACACGUGUACAAAUUAUAUUCUGUUAUAAUGCAUCAGGGCGCAACGAUGACCGCUGGGCACUACGUUGCUUACGCUCGUUUGCCGGACGAAUCUACAUAUGCGGAGUAUUUUCAGUGCGAUCGCGACAACAAACGACAGAACAUAGGUCAAGGUAGCACCACAAGUGUCAACUCGUCGUCAUCGUCGUCAUCCUCUUCGAACAAAGCGUCAGGCAUACUCAAAUACUUUAGAAGCAAGUCCAGCGUAAGUGAGAACAAAGAGCAGCCGAUGAACAAGGUUGGCUGUCGCAGUAUGGAUUGUUGCGGCGUCAGGCGCAAUAAGCAGAACGUCACUUGGUUGGAGUGCGACGAUGAGGCGAUACAGGUGAUCCCGGUGCGGGAAUUUGAGGACAAGUUGGCCAAUCCACGAAACUCCGCGACACCUUAUCUUCUGUUUUACGUGAGAUCAACGACAUAGGCUGACACACAUGUUGCUGAUUAUUUAUCAUCUCUCUCCGCGCUCCCCCCCCCCCCCCA